Lotus japonicus is the source of this 1263-nucleotide messenger RNA. RefSeq lists its product as uncharacterized. The record is from RefSeq and is a predicted model, not a curated record. Gene Ontology annotation, molecular function: RNA-DNA hybrid ribonuclease activity; nucleic acid binding. The transcript is spliced from 2 exons. Bases 1 to 1263 code for a protein of 420 amino acids. NCBI's taxonomy places the organism in Eukaryota, Viridiplantae, Streptophyta, Magnoliopsida, Fabales, Fabaceae.
AUGGGCCUGGUUCAGUUAGGACUGAUUCACUUACAGGAAACUGUGGAAGACCUUAGGCUGGAGAAAGUGGCGGAUUUGAUAGAUAAUGGGCGCUGGAAUGUUGAGUUGAUCCAAGAGGCUUUUAGUCCUCUCACUGCCCAUAAAAUUUUGGCAAUUCCACUUGCAAACCAAGGUAAUGUGGAUUCUAUAUAUUGGUUUGAUUCCACUAAUGGCAUUUAUGUGUGUAAGUCAGGAUACAAUUUCAUCAGGUCCUUGGUGGCUAGAGAGGAGGCUUCAACAUCCUCGGGUCCUCUACUCCAGGCGAAGCUUUGGCGUAGGUUAUGGGCUAGCCCAGCCUUGCCACGGUGCAAGGAAGUAGCUUGGAGGGCUGUACGAAAUUUUCUUCCAAUGAGAGGAGAACUUGUGAAGAGGGGGAUGCAGCUUGAUCCAUGCUGUCCUUUUUGCGAGACCGAAGUCGAGACAUGUGGUCACUUGUUCUUGAAAUGCCCUGCGGUAGAGAGGGUGUGGUUUGCGUCGGAUUUGGCGAUUAGAACUGAAAGUUUCAGCUCGGUUCAUGCUUUGAUGGUGGCGGUUUUAGAGGAGGAUGAUGUAGAUUUUAUAGCAGCAGUGCAACAGCUUAUGUACGUGACUUGGGAGGCUCGGAACUCCAUGGUGUUCAAUGGGAGGAAACUGGAUGUGGGAGAUGUGCUGCGGAGGUCAUCCAUGUUGAAGCCUUGGGAUGAUGGUAUUCAUAUUCCUCAAUCACUGACAGCUUCACGCCCUGCAAAUUGGAAGAGGCCAGAGGAAGGAAUUGUCAAAAUAAAUUUUGAUGCUUCAGUUAAGAACGAGAUUGGUGGUCUAGGAAUGGUGGCUCGGGGUACUCAUGGUGCGAUUCUAGGAGCUGCAGCUUUGUAUCCGGUUAGUGUGAUCUCCCCUUUGCUUGGCGAGGCUUGCGGUUUCCGAUGGGCACUGAAGUUGGCGACGGAGUUUGGAUUCCGAUCAGUUUGCUUUGAAACUGACUACUUACAGUUAUUUGAAUGGUGGAAGAAGGGCUCUAUUGGUUUGUCUUAUUUAGAUACUAUUGUUCGCGAAUGUCGUCUUUUUACUUCUGCUUUUAGUUAUUUUCAGUUUACUUUUGUGAGACGUUCAGGUAAUUUAGUUGCCGAUUUUCUGGCUAGGAAUGCCUCUAAUUUCCCCAACUCCGUUUGGGUGGAAGAGGUACCUCAUGAUGUAGAUCACUUGGUGAUCAACGAUGCUUUGGCUUCAUCGCCUGCGUUGAUUUAA